This is a messenger RNA of Caenorhabditis angaria, 769 nucleotides long. Lineage: Eukaryota; Metazoa; Nematoda; Chromadorea; Rhabditida; Rhabditidae. The record is from the annotation of a GenBank genome assembly.
AUGUUCAUCUUCCUUGUGAUAUUUCUAUCGGUCCCAGCGCAAUAUUAUUUUUCGCCAAGCAACGCGGGACACAUCAAAUAUCACUUCAAAAAAUUGGCCACAACAAUUUCGAAUUAUUUACCGGAGAUUUGGGAGAAAGGAAAUGGAAAAGGAAAAGAUGAAGAAGUUGUGAUUGAGAAAAAAGAAGGAGAGGAUUUGGAUGAUUUUGAUACAAUUGAUCAGUUUGGAUGUGAGUUUUUGGGGGGGGAAUUGUGAAAUUGAGAAGUUUUGAAACAAUAAUUUUAAAAUGACGCCCAAGUUCUCUAGAAAAUACCCUAACUCUUCGUCCAUCAAUUCGAAUCCUAAUGAAAAUUUUUGAAGACCAAAAAAUUAUCAAAUUUCUUUGAAACAGUAAAAUUUCCAGGCAUUUUUUUUUUUACUGAAACAGUCAAAUAUUUUAAUUGAGAAAAUUCAAAUUUUUCAAAACAAUUUAAUACAAGUUCUCUAGAAAAUACAAAAAUUCUGGAAAACUUUUGAAAUUUUUGAAGUCGUUGAAAAUUUUCAAAGACCAAAAAUCAUGAAAAUUCAUUGAAACAGUAAAUUUUUAGUGUGAAAUUAGUUGAGAAAAAAUUAACGGUAAAUUUUUGGAUGACAAAAUCUUUGGGAAAGUUAGUGUUCUAAAUAAAAGACUGCACAGUUUCGCAUCAAAAAUUUAUCUCAAUUAUCAAGAGAAUCAUCAGACAUUGGAGCAUACCAAGAACCAUCCCAUACUCUUUUUGGUCGACUAUGA